AGUUGGCGUUUGCGUGUGCGGCGGGUGGGUAACGCGCUGACCCACAGCUUCGUGUGCAGGAUGAAGAAGACGCGUUUUCAUUUGGAUGAAUACCUCUUCGUCUGACCGCAUAAGUUUUAAAGCUCUUAAAUGAUUAAUUUUUUAAAUAUUAACCAAUCAUAAAAAAAUACUUUUAUCGGUUAUUGUGUUUUAUCUUAUUUUGCUUCCUUUUUGUGUGAAAUAUCUUCACGAUGGGGGACGAAGAUACCUGCGUACGAGUGGCUGUCAGGAUUCGACCGCAAAUAGCCCGCGAAAAGAUCGACAUGUGCCGAGUGUGCACAACGGUGACCCCAGGCGAGCCUCAAGUAACGCUGGGAACUGACAAGUCAUUCACAUACGACUAUGUAUUUGACAUGGACUCCACCCAACAGAACGUCUACGAUUGUUGUGUGGCUUCCUUGGUGGAUGGGUCUUUGCAGGGUUACAACGCUACUAUCCUCGCCUACGGUCAGGACGCGUCCGGCAACAUCUACGUGUCGGGCGUGACCUCGCGGGCGGUGACGAGCGCGGACGACGCCCUGGAGCUGCUGCGCGUCGGCGCCGUGUCCCGCACCACCGGCAGCACGCAGAUGAACUCGCAGUCGUCGCGUUCCCACGCCAUCUUCACGCUGCACGUCAAGCAACAGCGCCUCUUAGCAUUAGGUAAUGUGAUAUCCGCUCUUGGAGACAAGGCAAAGAAGGCCUUACAUGUCCCGUACCGGGACUCUAAACUUACCAGGUUACUUCAAGACUCUCUUGGAGGAAACAGUCAAACAGUGAUGAUAGCUUGCAUAUCACCAAGUGAUAGAGAUUUUAUGGAAACACUGAAUACUUUAAAUUAUGCCAAUCGUGCAAGAAAUAUCAAGAACAAAGAUCAAAUUCAGAUGGAACAGAUAUAACAGAAAUGGUUCAAGGUUAUCUCAAAGAAAUUGAAGAAUUGCGAGCUAAGUUACUAGAAUCUGAAGCAACAUGCCAACAGUUGCGAAAAUCAUCAAUGAGACCUCGUGGUUCUAUAUCUCAUGGAAAUCCUUUUGACAUGUUUGGAGGAGAGACAUCAAAUGUUACUAGUCUCAUUGAGGAAGCUAAACGUGAAUUAGCAAAAGAAGUUGAUCGCCUAUCCCAAAGCAAUUAUCGUGACCAGACAGGAGAGGAAAAGAAGAAUGGUGUUGCUGAAGAUGAAGGCAGUCAAGCAGACAUAGAAAGUGAUACCAGUGACACAGAAGAUAAAGCAAGGGAUACUAAUGAAGAUGACUCAGAUUCAGAUACAGAUUCAGAUGAGAAAGAAGAGAAUGAAAUGCAACAACAGUAUGGUCUCAAGUUGGCAGAGCUCAAUUCUGAAAUGAAUAUAAAACAAAAGCUUAUCGAAGAACUGGAGCAAUCCCAACGUAGAUUACAAACUAUGCGCCAACAUUAUGAAGAUAAAGUACUUCAGUUGCAAGAACGAAUUAAAGCAACAGAAGAAGAACGAGAUAAAAUGCUUGCCUCUUACUCUGGUACAAACAGUACAGGAGGAGGGUCUUCUGACAAAAUGAAGCGUAUUAAAGAUGAAUAUGAGCGUAAAUUGACAGAUAUGCAAAAAGAACUUAAGAGAUUACAAACGGCUAAAAAAGAACAUGCUCGUCUACUCCAGAACCAACGAGCUCAUGAGAAUCAGUUGAGAAAUUUAAAAAAUGACCUUUCAGAGAUGAAACGUGCCAAGGUGAAACUAAUGAACAAAAUCAAAGAAGAAAGUCAGAGGCAUAAACAAUUGGAAAUGCAAAGGAAUCGAGAAAUUGCUCAGUUGCGAAAAGAGACACGAAAACAUGAAAAUCAAAUUCGUUCCCUUGAGCAAGAUAAGAAAAUUAGAGAUGCCAUGAUUAGAAGAAAAAAUGAAGAGGUGACAGCCUUACGUCGUGUUAAUAGAGGCAACCUCAGCAAUAAAGCUGCAGGCCGUGUUUCUCGCAAUGUAUCUCGAAAUAUGGGAUUUUUACCCAGGGUAGCAAAGCAAAAAUGGCAGAAGUUGGAAAAAACAAUAAGUAAAGUAGCUAUAAAUAAACAAGUUGUUACUUCAAUAGAAAGGGAAAUGGAAAGGCAACUGCAGGAACGAGAAAGAUUGGGUCGAGCACGUGAUGAUUUACUUGACAAAAUCUCUGAAGCUUCAAAGAAACAGUAUGGAGAUGAUACUAUAAAAGACUUAUCAGAUCAAUUAGAAGUGACUAAUGCAAAUAUAGAAUACAUUCAAUAUGUUAUCAAAGAAUCUCAGCAGACUAUUGUAGAAGUUGAAGAUUCCAAAGAAAAUAGUGAUUCUACUGAAAUUGAUGAAGUUGUACAAAAUAUCAUGGAUAUUGAAGAAGCAAAGUACCUGAUUACCAAACUUUACAAUAUGAGUAUAAAUCAGACUUAUGAGGUUGCACUUAGAGAAAGCAACAUCAAAGAGACUGAAGCAGAAUUACGAGAGCUCAAGCAACAAAACAAUAUUCAGCAACAGUUAUUACAGCAUGUGUAUACAACACCAGAGCUCAGUCUCUAUCCUACUGCUCCUAGCCAACAAAACAACAGUCAACUUCCAUCUUCAAAUAGUUCUGCAACAUCAUCCCGGUCUACAUCACCCACUGACAAUGUUAAUAAAAAUAAUAUUCAAACAAAACUUCAAAAAGAAAAAAUUCGUGGUCGAAAAACAAGAGGAGGAUGUGAGCUUCUCUCUUUCUUGUAUGGAGACCAAGGUGCUCCUGAAGAUGGUCCUUCUGUGACUUUGGAUUCUGGUGAAACUCCAGAUUUACUGCAACCUCCUAGCAGACCUAUCAACAGAGUUCCCAGUGCCCCUGGCUCACUCAAAACAAUGACUCUCCCCAAACCAGAUCCUAUAAAACCUUCACCAGCAAUGUCUCGUAAAGUAUAUGAACGACAAGAUUCCACCUCCCCGCGACCAAGUCGCCGAACUCUGCAGACUAACUUGCUUGGUAAACCUGGCUCUAUGGAGCAAGGCAUAGAUGCAAGCCCUCCUCAAUCGCCUCCUGCUUUCCGACGCCUGACAAGCCGGGAGGAAAAUGUAUUCUCUCGGCUUACAUCAAGUACCACAGCCUCAAAUGAUCAACCCACAGGCCAGGGAAUCAUCUCCACAUACCAGGGCAAGGUUGCAGCAAAAGCACCUCUAAUUUGUACCCAUGUAGCAGAGGGGCAUUCACGUGCUGUACUUUCAGUGGAUGCCACUGACGAUCUCUUAUUUAGUUCAUCCAAAGAUAGAACAGUUAAAGUGUGGGAUCUUCAGACUGGUGUGGAAAGACAAUCACUUGGAGGUCAUCCAAAUAAUGUGACAGUGGUGCGAUAUCAUGAAGAGUCAAGAUUAGUUUUUAGUGUCUCUUCAGCUUAUGUGAAAGUUUGGGAUCUUAGAGAUGCUCCUACGAAAUGUAUUCAAACUCUAUGUUCUUCUGGGCUGUCACUUGCUGGACCAAUCUCCCUUGCUACGGCUUCUCAUUCAUUGCAUCUCCCUCCUGGGGAGUCACAAUUGAAUGAUGUUGCCUUGAACCACAAUGGAAGGGUACUCUAUACUGCUUCAGGAGACAAAGUACGAGUUUGGGAUUUAAGAAGGUAUGAAGCAACUGGCAAGUUAAGUGGAGGACAUCAAGCAGCUAUCAUGUGCUUAGCCGUGGGAAAACUGUCUGAAGAGGAGGAUGUUGUAAUAACAGGAUCCAAAGAUCACUACAUUAAAGUUUUUGAAGUCAAUCGGGCAGCAGCUAGUGUCUUCACACCAAAGAUGAAUCUCAAUCCUCCCCAUUACGACGGCAUUCAAUCUCUUGCUAUUCAAGGGGAUAUUCUUUUCUCUGGAUCACGUGAUAUGUGCAUCAAAAAAUGGGAUCUUUCAAAACAAGAAUUAGUUCAGUCCUUGAAUAAUGCCCAUAAAGAUUGGGUAUGUGGCCUUGCUUUCAUGCCAGGAAGCCAAAUCCUUGUUUCUGGUUGCCGAGCUGGCACACUCAAAUUGUGGUCAGCGGAAACCUGUAAUCAGUUGGGUGAAAUGAAAGCUCAUGGUUCUCCGAUUAAUGCAAUUACAACCAAUUCAUCUCAUAUCUUCACUGCAUCUAACUCGGGUGAGGUGAAGAUCUGGAAGGCCCCACACUACUCGGCCAUGACCAUGUCCACAGGCAGAGUGUUUGAACUCUCGCUGUGAUGAGGCCUAACUUUUAACUGCAAUGCUGAGAGAUGGGCGUUUUGUACUUUGCUUUGGAUUGUUUUCCCAUAUUAUUCAUUGCCAUCACUUUCCUCUCUAAGUUAACCAAAUGAGGACUGACUAUUACCUUGAAACUGAAACUAUAUAAAUAUUGCCUUGUAGUUAGAAUGCAAUUCCACUGAAUUAUUUAAUUAAUAUCUAUGUGUCCCUUCAGAAUGUUAAUUUAUUUUUAUUUAUUUCUUAAAAUAAAAAGUUAACUACUACAUGUAGUGUACAGUUGAGAAAAUGAUGUACAGAUUUAAAAGUGUACAUUUGCUUUUAAAUGUUCCUAUAUUGUAUGGCCUUGUUUUUUUCUGAGACUUUGCAAGAUAAUUGAUGCAAAUCAUAAUGAUAUAGAAAUUUAGUUUCUCAAUUAAGAAACAAAUCAACAACAUAUGCUGGACAACUCACAGAAUAAAGGAACAAUUAACAUAGAACUAUAAAACAAAUUUUGUGGCUUUAUGAAUUUAGAUGUUCUUUUAAUUUUUAUAAAAGAAGGAAUUGAAAACUUAACUCUUCUUUUGGUGUCACGUGAAAGAUUACUAAAAGAAGACUGAUAAUUAUCACUAUAAAUAAAUAUAAAAUUUGUAGGUUAUAAAGUAAAUUGCCAACAGAUGAGAAAUUUCUGUUAUAACAAAAAAAAAAAAAGAAUUAUGAAAGUUUUUGUGAAAAUCCUUUUUAUGAUGUGAAAUGAAUUUGCUUACAUGGCCUUAAUGAUCACAAUAAAAAGGGAAACAUUUUCAGCACAGUAACUUCAAAAUUUUAGCAGAAAUGAUGCAGUAAACAAAGUGACCAUUAAAAAAUGUGAAAUAAUUUCACUAAACAAAUUUUUGUUUCAUUCUUUUGAAAUCUUUUAAUUUGUAUUCAAAUAUUUCAUUGGAAAAAAAUAUUUAAUUGGUUAAAAUGAAAUAUUGAGACAGUGUAGAAGAAAGAUCCAUUGUCUUUAAUCUAUUGAUUCGAAACGCCCAUCUCUGGUUCUUGUAUUUCUGCUGCAUUGUUCUCUCAGUUGCAAAGAAAGUGAUAAUGAUCACUUUCAAAGCUGGGAAAAUGAAGAUUUGUUGUUGCAGGUGAUUGCUAAUUCCUCAAUGAUAUCGCAUGACAAAUGUGAGCUUGCACCAUUUGUUUUCUGUUCUUUCUGUGUGGGACAUUAUUUUAUUUUUUUGCAGAUAUUUCAGUUUGCUUAUGUCCAUGUAUACAUUGAUAAAACCCUUCUUUAUAUCAAGAUCAAGAACAAGAAAUAUUUUUAUUGUAGGACAGUGUUUGCACGAGUACUUCAUGUGUUGUUGUUGAUCAAAUGAAGUUAAUGUUUCAAGUCCGUGUUUUGUUCUCUUUGCAGAUAAUCAUAUUAUUAUACCUAUUGUUACUGUAAAUGUUACCCGAUUUGUAAAUUAACACAAAUUUUUGAAGGAUUAAUUUCCUUCUUUUUUUUUGUGUGUGAAAUUUGACUAUGCACUUUAGAGAAUUGCUUCAUACAUUAGUUUAAUAAUUAAUAUUCAGGAUUUUCUGAAUAGUAUCAAAAACUGUCCUACACUCCAAUUGAUUAAAAAAAAUAAUUUUCCCUUGUAAAAGUAACAAAAAGUACAUGCAUGUCCCCCUUAACACAACUGUUAUCUUAAGUAUUUGCAUACAAUAUGUUCUUUCAAGAAGUGUUUUCCUCAUAGAUUCUAUUUGCUUGCUUACAUGUAUCAUGGCAUUAUUGUUUUCUAAUUGCAAUAAUAUAGACAUUGUGGAUUAUUGAUUUUUUAUUUAAUGAAGUUUGUUUUCCUUACAGUGAUGAUACAAUACGUAUCUGGAAAAGAAAUGGUCGUUUUGAUUAUUGCUUGGACCCAAGUGGAAGUGUCUGAAGCCUAGUACCUGUCUUGCCACCUGCUGGUUCAUCAGUGAAACAUUCCAAGAAUGUGGAUGAUCUCUUUAUCCAGCCAGAACAUGCAUUCCAUUUUCUUCAAAUCUUUUAUAUUUUACUCUUAGUCAAAUUAUGGAUAUUAUUUAUAAUAAUUUUACAUAUAUUUUUUAAUAUUUCAGAUUUUAAUAAAUAACUUAGUAUUUACAUUGUGUUCCUUCACAUUGUAAUACAUUUGUUUAUUGUAGAACAUUGUAUUUUUUUAACAACAUUAUGCAAUUGAAAAUGAGAAUAUUGAUCAGCAGUUGACAAGAGUCCCAGGUUCACUUGGGUAUGAUUGAUAUGAAACAGUAUUAUUUUUUGUUGACAAUAUUAGUACCAUUUGCCACAACUUUGUGGAGCUAUUAUAUAAGGAUAAAUGCAAAUGUAUUGUUGAUUUUGUAUGAGACUGUGCAAAUAUGUAUAUCUGAAGGAUGAAAGAAAUGUCUGAAUUUCUACAGUAUUUCAAUAUUAAUUCCAGUGUAUAAAUGGUAGCUUACUUUCUUAUUUCUCCUAUUUUGUGUAUUUUAUUUCCUUGCAAUUUUGUAAAGAAUUUGUGUUAUUUAUUUUUGUUAUUUUAUAUUAAUAAUUUAACAGUAAAUGUACAAAUGAUGCGCCUUGUGAUUAUAUUAAAGUCAUAAUUUGAUACUUA
Molecule: messenger RNA, 6732 nt
Organism: Gryllus bimaculatus (two-spotted cricket)
Lineage: Eukaryota; Metazoa; Arthropoda; Insecta; Orthoptera; Gryllidae
Source: the annotation of a GenBank genome assembly